Candidula unifasciata is the source of this 1032-nucleotide messenger RNA. Lineage: Eukaryota; Metazoa; Mollusca; Gastropoda; Stylommatophora; Geomitridae. The record is from the annotation of a GenBank genome assembly.
AUGAAAAGCAGAGCCAGGCCAGCGCCCCCUGACCCCAGAGGGGUCAUGUGUGGACAGAGUCCUGUGUCCAGUCUUACCUUUGGUCCACAGGAAACAUACAAGGAGCGACCAGCAAUCAUCUCUGGACAUGAGAGUGGACAGAUAAUUGAGUGGAGUAUCACAACUCAGAGGGCCAAAGUCUCCUGGCCAGGACACACGCAGUCUGUCAUUUGGCUUGCAUGGGCUGUGCCAGAUAAGCUGCUCAGCCAGGGCAGGGAUGGCAUGGUUCGAGUUUGGACUCAGGACAAAAACUCCUGGACAUGUAUUGGUGAAAUUCCAUGUGCCCAGUUUGUAUUUUGUGACAGUGCUGUUACUCGGUGGAACAAUGAGAUCAAACUGGCAGUACCUAGCAGGGAGACCAGCCAUGUUGAUGUUCACACCCUUGAUCAAGGCAGACUACUCUCACAGACAUCAGUGUUGACCCCAGGAGAUUCACUUCCUAUCUCAGAUCUCUCACAUACUCUCAAACCUCCAUCUACGGAAACAUACGGCAUGUGUAUGAGGUUAUGUACGUUUGUACACAGAAGCAGUGGGCCCCGUCUUCUUGUUGCAUACGAGAGUGGGACAUUGACUUUAUGGGACCUUUUGGGAAAUGUUCUGCUAAAUCAGGUCAAAGGCCAUGAAGACUCCAUAAUGGCCAUGGAUUAUGGGGUUAACCCUAAUUCUGAUAUGAUUACAUGCGUCACGGGAUCGGCAAAUGAAGUUAUUAAAACCUGGCAGAUAGACAAGGACACAUUUGUAGAAGGCCCCAGUGUAUCAGUGACUAACCCAGGUAUUAGUGACAUUGCUGUGAGGGGAGAUGGUCGUAUAUUUGCCACCGGUGGCUGGGACCACCGUGUUCGAGUCUUCAGCGUGAGAAAAUGCAGCCCUCUGGCUGUGUUGAUGUACCACACCAGCAGUGUUCAUUGUGUUUGUUUCGCACCGGAUGACACUCUUGCCACUGGUUCAAAGGAUGGCUACAUUGCAUUGUGGGAUGUCUACAAGGAUAAAUAA